CUGCGGGCUCGUCCCAGGCCCUACCCGCGGCUGUUUCCCGGAGCAUGCGCGAUUGCGCUUCCGACCAAACCUCUUUGGGCGUGCGUCAAGAUGGCGGCCUCCGUCUUGAAUGUGCUGCUGAGGCGCCUGCCUGUUCUUUCGCCCUUCAGAGGUGCCUACGGAGUUCAGGUUCCCCACCGGAAUCUUUGUUCCAAAGCCCCCCCUGAGGAAGAGUCUUUGCCUUCACUUCCCAUUUCCCCUUAUAAGGAUGAACCCUGGAAAUAUCUGGAGUCAGAAGAAUACCAGAGCCGCUAUGGUUCUCGUCCUGUCUGGGCUGACUACCGUCGCAACCACAAAGGUGGAGUACCCCCACAACGGACUCGAAAGUCAUGUAUUCGUAAAGAUAAAGUUGCUGGGAACCCCUGCCCCAUCUGCCGGGAUCACAAGUUGCAUGUUGACUUUAGGAAUGUGAAGCUCUUGGAACAGUUUGUCUGCGCCCACACAGGCAUCAUCUUCCAUGCUCCUUACACAGGGGUCUGUAUGAAGCAGCACAAGAAGUUGACCCAGGCCAUCCAGAAAGCCAGGGAUCAUGGUUUCCUCAGUUACCACAUUCCCCAGGUUGAACCUCGGGACCUUGACUUCAGCACCUCUCAUGGAGCUGUCAGUGCUACUCCGCCAGCCCCCACCCUGGUUUCAGGUGAUCCCUGGUACCCAUGGUACAGCUGGAAACAGCCACCAGAGAGAGAGCUGGCCCGCCUUCGCCGGCUCUAUCAGGGUCAUCUCAAAGAAGAGAGUGGCCCCCCACCUGAGUCAAUGCCCCAAGUGCCCCUCACAACCCCAGCUGAAGCCUCCUCCACUGAGCAGGAGGGCCCCCAGAGUGCUCUGUCCUCCACUGAGCAGGCAGGCCCCCAGAGUGCUCUGUAGGAGGAGCUGUUGAGUGGGAAGGGAGCCCAAGGGGUUAUGAGAUCAUGCCGAGGAAUUUCAUGAUGAGAUUUCACCCUGAAAAGUUGUAGCUGUUUUGUGGGCAGUGGCAGGCCUAGGGCCAGAGAAAGGAAAUGAUGGCUGGUGAAGGCGAUAAAUACAUCUGAGGCCAAGGGAGGACAGUACAAAUGUACAUGGGAAACCCCAACCCCUGCAUAUUGUAAAUAGAUGGGCCGAACGUUCUGUUGCUGUUUCAGACUUCUGCCAAGUCCACUUUUCUACAAUAAACUGUAUCUCCUGUGUCUCUGCUGUUUCAGAUGA
This is a messenger RNA of Talpa occidentalis (Iberian mole), 1221 nucleotides long. RefSeq names its product mitochondrial ribosomal protein S18B (gene MRPS18B). Gene Ontology annotation, cellular component: ribosome; mitochondrion. Gene Ontology annotation, molecular function: structural constituent of ribosome. Gene Ontology annotation, biological process: mitochondrial translation. The record is from RefSeq and is a predicted model, not a curated record. The transcript is spliced from 7 exons. NCBI's taxonomy places the organism in Eukaryota, Metazoa, Chordata, Mammalia, Eulipotyphla, Talpidae. The coding region runs from base 91 to 903 and encodes 270 amino acids.